CGCUCAUAUGACCUUAUGCAGUUGCGAGCGCCGUAAAACACUUUACAAAAACAACAAGACGUACUGACUACAAGUUCUCAUCGUAUUCUUGGGUAGAUAGCAAGUCUAUCCUGACAACUAAAAUGUGUAUGUACGUCGGUGGAAUGCAUGUUGGUCUCUUCCCCUUCCCAGCUUCCCUUUUGCUUCCUCUGAGAAAUAAGUCAGUAACAUUCAUGACAACGGACUGGACUUGUUCCCUCUUCCAACAGGUGAGCAGUUCUUUGCCUUGCAGUGUCCACUACCGAAACAACCCUAUCUUGGAUUGUUGGCAGAAUAUUGAUGAGGUAGUCGUGGCUCUUUAUGACAGUGGUGUCCUCAAACAGUCCUUGACCUUUGACGCCGCCGGCACAGACUACCUGUCCUGGUUCAGCCCUAAAAAACUCAAGGACGCCGGCAACUGGAAGGACCUGAAGGGACUAAGUACCAACUACUUCAGUAUUCCUGGCUACGUCAGGGUGAAGCGGAACUUCUACAUUAACCACAAGUUCGGGGGCUGUGGGGGCGAUAUUGGGUGGCUGUUAGUCGUUGAUCAGGCUAAUGCUAAAUGCGGCUAUGAAAAGUUUAAAACAUUCCCACAGUUCUUAUACAACAGUCGCGACACACGUAUGAAUUUUAAAAGUAAGUUCAGGGCUCUGGCUGACGUCAUGGCUGUUUUUGUUAAGUAUCGUUCAUCUCCCCGUGCUUAUUAAAGAGGGACCCAGCUUAAAGUUUCCAGUUCAUAAUACGAAAAAAAGGACGACAAAAUAUCUAGAAUGAAUGAAGUUAAAGCUACAAGAUUUUUUUAAGGGAACUUGCAGUUUUCUCUUUCUUUGGAAUAAAGUUAGCAUAUUCCGUGCUAGCAUUCUAUUACAUUUUAAAGUAGAUAUUUGUGUGAGCAAUUUAUUUGUUUUCGGUUCACUGAAAACUUUCCCAGACGUCAAAUAAGCUUUGAUGCUCAACCUUCUUGGAAAAGGUUGAAAGGAGCCCUUUUUUGUCUUUGUUAUUCGAAUAAAAAUGUAACUUGAAUCAGUGGAAACCUGUGUCCAAUUUUGAGUUUGUUCAGUAAUUAUUUUUUUUAACGGAAAAUGAAAGACUGAACAAAUCAGUCUGCAUUGUCUUUUCCAUUACCCAACCUAAAAGACAAUGAUAAAGGGCUUUAUAUUAUGUUUAGUUUAUAUUUUCAAAUAUCAUAUUAUGUGUUUUUAAUAGGACCAUUAAAAU
This is a messenger RNA of Aplysia californica (California sea hare), 1239 nucleotides long. RefSeq lists its product as uncharacterized. The record is from RefSeq and is a predicted model, not a curated record. The transcript has a single exon. Lineage: Eukaryota; Metazoa; Mollusca; Gastropoda; Aplysiida; Aplysiidae. The coding region runs from base 123 to 728 and encodes 201 amino acids.